AUGGUGGUUUCAGUGGUCUGCGUCUCUGCUCUGGCUCCCAUUCAAAGCCUGCGCCUGCUGUCGCUCAGGCAGCGUGCAGCAGGCCGGGUACCUGCGAUGAUUCUGUGGGACUGGGAUUUGAAACACUGGUACAAACCGCAGUAUCAGGGCGCGUUGAGCGGCAACGGCGUGGAUCUCUCCGUCAUCAACGAGGCCAGGAACCUGGUCUCGGAUCUGCUGAUCGAUUCGUCUCUGGCACCAAACGCCAGCACAACCCUGCGCAGCAUCUCCAGCCUCCUGGGAACGUUUUCGGGCUCGUGCCGGCCCAGGGUCAACCCCUUCACCCCCUUCCCGGGUUUCUACUCCGUGGAGGUGGAGGACUCUGUGGAGAGGGGCGACAGGAAAAGUAUUAAGGGUUUGAGCAGCAGGAAUAGCCUCCCCACCCCUCAGCCCAGACGGAGUUCCACCUCCUCCACGCCGUCUGCACUCCCUCCUCUUGACUCGGCUUCUUCACGCUGGGAGCGUAACAAUGGAAAAAGACCCCACUCCGACCUCAGUCUGGCCAGCUCGAGCCUGUCCAACGGCCCCAAUCCAAACCUGCUCACCAUCCCCAAACAGAGGUCUUCCUCUGUCACCCUCACAUAUCACGGGGGGCCCAGAAGAGCGGGCGCUUCGCCCAGCCUGAGCCCGGUCACCUCUCCCAGCCACAGCCCUCCGGCACAAGGCCCGGGCUCCUCAUCCUCCCUCGUCACCCGAUCGCCCGUGGAGUUCCCGGACACGGCGGACUUCCUGACCAAGCCGAGCGUCAACCUGAACCUGCACAAGCCCCUGAGCUACCCCAGCGGCUCGGCAGACUUCCAGCAGGCCUUCCGCAGCUCCGCGUUCCCUCUGUGCACCGGCUGUGGCCGUCAGAUGAUCAAGGGGGUUUCCAGCGGCGACGGCGAGUCUCAUCAGCCGUUCGGCAGCGAGGCUCAACACAGGCGAUCAGCAGGCGAAGGGCUGGACUUUACGGGCGAGCCUCUCAUCAGAGAGGAGAGUCCGGAGUCGGACGCAUCUGCAGACGGCGGAAGAGACCGGAGGCUGGCAGAGGAGGACACGGAGAAGAACCCCAACACAAAGCAGCAGACUAAGAACACCGAGGGUAACCAGGAAUUCAGGCUAGAUCCAAUGCUGGAGGACCACGAUGCCCUAAUGGAGAGGAUGAACACCUGGAACUUCCAGAUCUUUGACCUAGUCGACAAAACAGGAGGGAAGGCUGGAAGGAUUCUCAGCUAUGUCACAUACACCCUUUUCAAGGACAUGUGUCUGUUUGAGAUCUUCAAAAUCCCUGUGAGGGAGUUCAUGUCGUAUUUCUGCGCUCUGGAAAAUGGCUACAGAGACAUUCCCUAUCAUAACCGGGUCCAUGCUACUGAUGUGCUCCACGCUGUUUGGUACCUGACCACUCGACCAAUUCCUGGGUUCCAGCAAAUCCACAACGAGCAUGUAACGGGGAGCGACACAGACUCAGAUAGUGGAAUAUCUCCAGGCAGGAUAUCCUAUGCCUCCUCCAAAAGCUCUUCAGUUUCAGAUGACAGCUAUGGCUGCCUGGCCUGGAACAUACCUGCCCUGGAGCUCAUGGCCCUUUAUGUAGCAGCUGCAAUGCACGACUAUGACCAUCCGGGUCGCACAAAUGCCUUUUUAGUGGCCACCAACGCACCUCAGGCGGUGCUGUACAACGACCGCUCGGUGCUGGAGAACCACCACGCUGCGUCUGCCUGGAGCCUCUACCUGUCCCAGCCCGAGUACAACUUCCUGGCCAACCUGGACCACGUGGAGUUCAAGCGUUUCCGCUUCCUCGUCAUCGAGGCGAUACUGGCCACAGACCUCAAGAAGCACUUUGACUUUCUGGCUGAGUUCAACACCAAGGUCAACGAUGUGAACAGCCCAGGAAUUGAUUGGACAAAUGAGAAUGACAGACUACUGGUGUGCCAGGUGUGUAUCAAGCUGGCAGACAUCAACGGACCAGCCAAAGUGCGUGACCUGCACCUCAAGUGGACAGAAGGCAUCGUCAAUGAAUUUUAUGAGCAGGGAGAUGAAGAAGCUAAAUUAGGAUUACCCAUCAGCCCCUUCAUGGACCGCUCGUCCCCCCAGCUGGCCAAGCUGCAGGAGUCCUUCAUCACCCACAUCGUGGGACCACUGUGCAACUCCUACGACGCCGCUGGUCUCCUGCCCGGCUACUGGAUCAACGAAGGGGGGUCAGACGACGACGACGAGGGGCAGGUGGACAUAGAUACAGAUGAAGAAGAGGAAGAUGAGCUGGAGGAUGAGCUGGCGUCAGGAAGGAGGAAAAGCCGCCGCAGGUUGUUCUGCUGCAUCAUGCAACACCUGACGGAGAACCACAAAGUGUGGAAGAAGAUCAUAGAGGAGGAGGAGAAGAGCAAGGAGCUCGGCAAACAGCAGCAGGCCGACAGCAUGCCCACCUCCUCCUCGGAUGACAUCCAGGUCAUCCAGGAGGAGGAGGAAGGAGAGGAGCGUCAAUAG
Molecule: messenger RNA, 2499 nt
Organism: Menidia menidia (Atlantic silverside)
Lineage: Eukaryota; Metazoa; Chordata; Actinopteri; Atheriniformes; Atherinopsidae
Source: the annotation of a GenBank genome assembly